GUUGUCGUAAAACGUUGUUACGACAGUUACAUCACUUUACGAACAUCAUGUAACUUUGCUGCUGUCCACUGUCCUUGUAAAGAUGUACAGCACAUAUGUCACCUACUGAAGCUAGCUGACACAAAAUCAAUCAAGAACAGAGACGCAACAUGGCGUCUCGUUUCCUGAAGUACACGGUACUUCUUCAGAAGUACCGGACUCCGCUGCUCAUUGCGAGCUGUGGUGGGGUCUUUGCAGCCAACAUGUUCUACCAUGUUUGCCCUGACAUGUCCUUCCGUCAGCUCUAUCAAGCCUGGUACAAAGGAGAGCCUGUCACACUGUCUGAAAAGCUGGAGGAGGUUUUUCAGCAGGUGUUGAAGGACUAUAGCAUCAGCUCCGCCAAGAAUUUCUCUGCCUUUGCAUCUUUUGGCUUCCAUCCGGUCGGUGCAGGUGUUCCGUGGCUUCCUGCAGGGGCCCAAAUUGGCAUCCCAGCUAACUUUAACAGCACUACUGAUGACCCAAGUGGAAUAACCAACCGCACCAUUUUCAUCAAUGGCAAAACAGUGGACUGGAGCAGUGAAACCGGUUCUGCUCUGAAGGAGUCCCUGGUGUUUUCCACCGACGCACAGAAGUUUGCCAUCGCACGAGAGGUGGCCCGCUUGCAGUCUGGAGGACCUGUUAUAAGUGCUGCUGUCGCCCCAUUCUGUCUGGGUGGGGUCUGGGUCUACAGCGUGGUGUUGAAGCAGGUGUUUGGCCUUCACACUGGGCCUGUGCUGCUUCGUGGAGCUGCAAACGUUCUGGCGCUGGGUAUUGGUGCUGUUUCCUACAUCCUCACCUCAGAUGCCGUCAGCCAGUGGAUUGACAACAGCUCAGACCGACGUGCGGCUGGAGUGUCCCGCGAUUAUGCCAAAGGAGGGGUAGAGUUUUACGAUAAAAUUCUGUCUAGAAACAAGACACUGCGCUCACUGAUGGGGCAGAAAGGAGAGGAGAUGUAUGCUCCCAGUGGGAACUUGUUUCCCGCUCACAUCCUUCAACUGAAACAUACACCAUACACAUCCAGGAGGGAAGGGAUCCUCGCUCUGCUGAAAGAAGAGAGAGGGUGAAAGACAGCUUUUUCUGUAGAUGUCACCUGGACAGCUGUAAUGAUCGACUAAGUAUGGAAGUCUGGCAAAAGAUGGAACCGUCCCUCACAGCAGGACAGACCACAGUGCACGCACUUUAAUUAGACAUCAUGAUGUGAAACUGACUAACACAGUAUUUUCCAAGUAAAUUUAUACAACGCUUCCAUCUUUCUUCUGUUAGUCAUGGAAUUGUGCUCACAAACAAUGAACGGCAAUGUUCUUGUAUUCAUCACAGAUCAGAAAAAAGACCCUUUUAAGAGAGCGACACUCUAAGGACCCAUUAUUUGAAUGACCCCAACUAAACUGUUAAGUGAUAAUAAUCUUAAUAUGCAUCUUAUGGCGACUCAGAACUCAUCAUAUAGCUCAGAUUCCCCGAGGUCAGCUGUCUGCUUAUUAACAAGGUUUAGAUAGGGUGUUUUAAUUAUAUUACCAAUCUUGUACCCUGUGGACUGAACUAAAUAUAGAAGCAUGUAAUUAAUAAUGUUGCAGACAGACCUACGCAGACACUUUUUCUCUUUACAUCAGAGUCCUUCGAUAGACCAAACCAUGGAAGUAGCUAUUAAAACUGUGUGACUGGAUGAGAUCAAAACUAGAGGGCACUUUUUCUGAUAAAUUUCAGAUUCAGACGCAUGAAGCUGAGGGAAGUGGUGUAAAAGAGAAGGCAAGCUUGCAGUGUUGUUCUGCAUCAACAACCACCCUUGCUGUGUUAUUGCCCUGGAACAAGCAGCUGAAUUUGUUCCAGAUCCAUGAUUAUGCAGCAGAUUAUGGACACUGACACUGUUGUUCCAAAAGUAAUCCCCUAUUAGGUCAUACAACUUUGAUUUUUUUUUUUUUUAAGUUGGAAAGAAUGUAAUGUAAUCCUGUCAAACAGCUUUGAAUUUUUAAGUCUACUUCAUCAUUUCCCUGACAACAAAGUGUCUUUUGGAAUCAUGCAUAUCAGCAACACUGGGGUUAUUGUCUUGUUCUCACCACUCUGCUUCAUCUGCUUACUUCAUUGUAGGGGCCCGACUGAGUUAUCUGCACACAGGCCCAUUGUUUGUCGCUCUGUAGCAUGUUUUUGGAUGAACCACUUGAGGUCAGUACAGCCCACAUUACCAGUUUCAUAGUUUGGGACUAUCUUUCUUUUACAAUAUUCAUGAAUGACGAGCUACAGAUUCAUUCGGCCUGAAUGGGAGGUAGUGGGUGUUUUUUUCUUAUGCUUUUAAGAAGAAUAUUCAUAACUAGAUUCAUUUUAAAGUCACGCUGAUUUUAUUCUGAAAUUCUGACUUCUGAAGAAACAUCCAUCCGUUCAUCCAUCCAUCCAUCCAUCCAUCCAUUCAUUAUCUAUGCACCGGUUAAUCUUCAUUCGGGUCGCGGGUAAGCUGGAGUCUAUCCCAGCUGGCUUAGGGUGAAGGCAGGGGACACCCUGGACAGGUCGCCAGUCUGUCGCAGGGCUGCAUAUACAAACAAUCACUCCUGAAGAAAGAGCUCUUUAAAAAUAACAAAUGAAAAUAUAUCACAAUUUGGAAAUGCAUUUGGAAUAUUAUAAAAUAAAAUAAAAUGUAUUUUUGCAUUAGGUCAUGGUAUCAGACACACAUUCCCACUGCCCCUUCCUCUUCGAUUUGAUAUAAUUUUCCAUUUUUAGGGCCUUUUAAAAUGAGUAUAAAUUCAUUUUCACAAUUCAUUUAUUUUUAUGAGUGUAAUUUGCACCAUAGGUAAUGCAUUUGCCACAUUAGAGCAUCCAAAUACUUUUAAGGUCUGCAGAAGGAACCAUAUAUUGCGCAUGCAGCUCCCCAAUUUUCUGUUAUGCAGAUUAUUCUGUGAUACAGGAAGCCCAAUGUUUUUAGUAUGAAAUAAAUAUUUAAAGCUGUGA
Molecule: messenger RNA, 2952 nt
Organism: Amphiprion ocellaris (clown anemonefish)
Lineage: Eukaryota; Metazoa; Chordata; Actinopteri; Pomacentridae
Gene: tmem177
Product: transmembrane protein 177
Exons: 4
Coding region: 150-1082 (310 amino acids)
Source: RefSeq, a predicted model, not a curated record